Messenger RNA from Panthera uncia (snow leopard), 1609 nucleotides. It is a transcript of the gene CNN3, whose product is annotated as calponin 3. NCBI's taxonomy places the organism in Eukaryota, Metazoa, Chordata, Mammalia, Carnivora, Felidae. The record is from RefSeq and is a predicted model, not a curated record. The coding region runs from base 256 to 1245 and encodes 329 amino acids. The transcript has 7 exons. Gene Ontology annotation, molecular function: actin binding. Gene Ontology annotation, biological process: actomyosin structure organization.
GGCCCGGGGCAGGAGGCGGGGGCAGUUCGUGGGGGAGUCGGGAGCGGAGCGGGAGGCUCUGCGGGACCCAGUCGGACCGAGCCGCUGAGGCACCGCCCGCGCUCCGCCGCCGCGUCUGGGCGUCUCCUGCGCCGCCCAGGGGAGCGAGCUCCGAGCAUCUCGCGCUGCGGCCACUCCUCGGGGCCAGGAGCGGGGAAGACGAGUACUAGAAACCCCCAGACCCGAGCGCAGCCUCUUCCCGCCUCCCGAACCACCAUGACCCACUUCAACAAGGGCCCUUCCUACGGGCUCUCUGCCGAGGUCAAGAACAAGAUCGCUUCCAAGUAUGAUCAUCAGGCAGAAGAAGAUCUCCGAAACUGGAUAGAAGAGGUGACAGGCAUGAGCAUUGGCACCAACUUUCAGCUGGGCUUAAAAGAUGGCAUAAUCCUCUGCGAACUCAUAAACAAGCUACAGCCGGGCUCAGUGAAGAAGGUUAAUGAGUCCUCGUUAAACUGGCCUCAGUUGGAGAAUAUUGGCAACUUUAUUAAGGCUAUUCAAGCUUAUGGCAUGAAGCCACAUGACAUAUUUGAAGCGAACGAUCUUUUUGAGAAUGGAAACAUGACCCAGGUUCAGACUACACUGGUGGCUCUGGCAGGUCUGGCUAAAACAAAAGGAUUCCAUACAACCAUUGACAUCGGAGUUAAGUAUGCAGAAAAACAAACAAGACGUUUUGAUGAAGGAAAAUUAAAAGCUGGCCAGAGUGUAAUUGGUUUGCAGAUGGGAACCAACAAGUGCGCCAGCCAGGCAGGUAUGACGGCCUAUGGGACCAGGAGGCAUCUUUAUGAUCCCAAAAUGCAAACUGACAAACCUUUUGACCAGACCACAAUUAGUCUGCAGAUGGGUACCAACAAAGGAGCCAGCCAGGCGGGGAUGUUAGCACCAGGUACCAGAAGAGACAUCUACGAUCAGAAGCUAACAUUACAACCGGUGGACAACUCGACGAUUUCUCUACAGAUGGGAACCAACAAAGUUGCUUCCCAGAAAGGAAUGAGUGUGUAUGGGCUUGGGCGGCAAGUAUAUGAUCCGAAAUACUGUGCCGCUCCCACAGAACCUGUCAUUCACAAUGGAAGCCAAGGAACGGGAACAAAUGGGUCUGAAAUUAGUGAUAGUGAUUAUCAGGCAGAAUACCCAGAUGAAUAUCAUGGAGAGUACCAAGAUGACUACCCCAGAGAUUACCAAUAUGGCGACCAAGGCAUUGAUUAUUAGAUUUACACAGAGGAGCUCAGUAUUUAGCCCGUUUUUAUUCAGUGAGAACCAAGCUAGCCUUGAGUAAUUUUUAUCUUGUCUUCCUAAAACACUAUUAUGCUUAUUGUACCUAAAAGAAAUAUUGCCUUACGUACAUUCCCUUUUCCGCCUCUUCCCUAAAUAGUUCCCUUUUAGUGCUGUAACAGUUAAAUCCUACAGCAGAAGCAAUAACUCACAUAUGAAGUAAAAAGGAAUACUGUGAAAGGGGAGUACUCUUGUACAGCCAAUUCUCUUAUUAAAGACCUAUGCAUUUUUACAAUCUAAUAGACUGGGAUUUUCAAACAAUAGGAAGCUUUUUUUUUUUUUUUUUUUUUUUUUUUUUUUU